Oreochromis niloticus (Nile tilapia) is the source of this 3378-nucleotide messenger RNA. Its product is annotated as von Willebrand factor A domain-containing protein 5A. NCBI's taxonomy places the organism in Eukaryota, Metazoa, Chordata, Actinopteri, Cichliformes, Cichlidae. The transcript is spliced from 25 exons. The record is from RefSeq and is a predicted model, not a curated record. Bases 77 to 2566 code for a protein of 829 amino acids.
GCCUACCCAGUAUAUACCGUUUUUUUGAGACAACAUGGAAAUGGGACACACCCGACAGCACUGACUUGUUUCUACGAUGGGGUGUGUAAACACUACUACAAGAAAAAAGAACUGUAGUCAACAACUACCUGUCCACACAGGUAUGAUGAUGAACCGCUGUGGUCUGCUAACUCUCCAGAGGGAACCAGUUCCUCUGAAGAGCAUUGAGGUGGAGCUGGAGGUGAGGGACCAUGUGGCUACAGUGGUCUCCAUUCUGAACUAUAAGAACAAGGAGGACAAACCAUUAGAGGCUGUUUUUGUCUUCCCUCUGCCUGGAGAUGCUGCUGUCUGUCAUUUCAGUGCUCAGAUUGGACAGACACAGAUUGUAGCUGAAGUGAAGGAGAAACAGAAGGCUCGUGAGGAGUAUGAUGAUGCUCUGAGCUCCGGUCAGCAGGCCUUCCUAUUGGAGGAGAGUGAUGAGAGUCCAGAUAUAUUCUCUCUGCAUGUGGGCAGUCUGCCUCCAGGAGAGAGCGCCUCCAUCAGGUUGGAGUACGUCAUUGAGCUGGCUGUGCAGGCUGAUGAUGGUCUGAGGUUCUGUCUGCCUGCUGUGCUCAACCCUCGAUACCAACCUCAGGGUAGUAAAGGUGCAGGUGUCCAAGUGACUUCUGUUCCAGCCUCUCUGGUGCCCUACAGUCUGUCUUUUUCUGCCCGAGUGUCCUCUCCUCGUCCGAUCUCUAAAGUAGAGUCCAACUGUUCCCUGGACCCUCUGCAGUACCUCAACACUGAUCAAACCCAGGCCACGGUCAAGCUGGCUGCAGGACACAAGUUUGACAGAGAUGUUGAACUGCUGAUUUAUUACAAAGACGCCCACCAGCCCACUGCUGUGGUGGAGGCAGGACAGGCCUCUGCUGAGUCGGGCUCUCUGAUGGGUGAUCCAGUGGUGAUGGUGAGUCUGUACCCUGAGUUCCCCCAGUCUGUGAUGUCUUCAACGGCUUCAUGUGGAGAGUUUGUGUUCUUAAUGGAUCGAUCUGGAAGUAUGAGUAAUACUCGCAUCCGCAGUGCCAAGGAUACUCUGCUCCUCCUGUUGAAGAGCUUACCAAUGGGCUGCUAUUUCAACAUUUACAGUUUCGGGUCCAGAUAUGAACACAUCUUUCUUAAGAGUGUGGAGUACAGCCAGCAGACCAUGGAGGAGGCUCUGAAGAAAGUUGAGCAGAUGGAGGCUGAUCUUGGUGGAACAGAGAUCCUGCAGCCCCUCAAACAUAUUUACAGCCAGCCCUGCAUUCAAAAUCAGCCCAGACAGUUGUUUGUCUUUACUGAUGGAGAGGUGGGGAACACCAAAGAAGUGAUCGAUCUGGUGAAGAAGAAUUCAGGUUCUCACAGGUGUUUCUCUUUUGGGAUUGGGGAAGGGGCCAGCUCUGCUCUCAUCAAUGGGAUGGCCAAGGAAGGAGGAGGUGACGCUCAGUUCAUCACGGGGACUGACAGGAUGCAACCAAAAGUGAUGCAGUCGCUGCGAUUUGCUCUGCAGCCAGCUGUCGUCGACAUCUCAGUCACAUGGGAUUUACCAAAGGAAGUGUCUGUCACUGUCCUCUCUCCACCCAUCACAACACUUUUCCAGGGUCAGAGGUCACUGAUUUAUGCCCAGCUCACUGGACAGAGCUCAGAGGCAGCAGAGGGCUGUGUGACGCUGAAGUACAGCCUGGCAGGUCAUCCCUCUGAGAACCAGCUGCACUUCAGUCUCAGACCUGCAGAGGACACUGGACUAACAGUUCACAGGUUGGGUGCUCGCAAUCUGAUUCGUUCCCUGGAGAUGGAGGAGAGAGAUCGUAGAGGACAGCAAGAUGGAGGAGUGAAGGAGAAGGUGGUGCAGCUCAGUGUCCAAUCAGGAGUGAGCAGUUCGUUCACUGCCUUUAUUGCUGUCAACAAAGACAACAGCGAAGUGAUUCAAGGACCUCUUGUGCGCAGAAAUAUUCCAACACCCUGUACUUUCCCAAUAUUAAAGAGUUCAGGACGACAUAUGAGUGCUUUCAGAAUUUUAGGGCGUUCAGGACGAUAUAAGAGAGAGAGAAGAGAGUUGGGAUGUCUCUCAGUUCAUAUGGAUGCUCCACGUCGUAAGGGUAUAAGUCAUAAGGCUAUAAACUCUAUUUUUUACAUUAUAGUGUCUGGCUCCCCGGUGAUGUAUGAGGAAAUUGAAACAGAUGGAUUCCCGAUGAUGGAAGAAGAAAACCAGUCAAUAAAAUCUGCUGUGCCUGAGCAGCCACCCAGAGACCCUUUGCUGCAGUUAGUCUCCCUGCAGGAGGCGUCUGGCUGCUGGCUGCUUGAUGCAGCUCUGGCUGCUGCACUGGGAAAGACCAACGAGGAGGUGGAAAAGUCAAAGCCUGAAAAGGCCAGCAGUGAAGUGUGGGGCACCAUUCUGGCUCUGAUCUGGCUUCAUGGUUUCAAGAUGGAUGCAAAGGACGAGUGGGAGCUUCUGGCUAUGAAGGCUGCCUCAUGGCUCCGUGCUCAGAAUGCACCGUGUGUGUCAGAGUGUGUGGAUGCUGGAAAUGUCCUGCUGGGUUGCAGCGUGAAGAAAGAAGCUCUGGGACUCUGAGGGUUUUCUUCAAGUAGCUUCAUCUUCAGAGUGAACAGAAGCAGGUCUACUUACUCCACACUGCCUUUGAUACAGAGCUGUUUUAUAUCAUCAACCCCUUUUACAUGUUUAUUUGUAUUUGAAUUAUGUACCUAAUUUUGGUUUUACCAUUGUGGAAAAAAAGUAUGUGCACAAUUAUCUGAAUACUCCUAACACAGUAAAAGAUUGGACCACUGCUGUGGCAGCUCAUUCAGAAAGUGUUUUAAUUCCCUUUCUCUGCCACUAGAUGGCGAUUAUGCUCAUACUUUUACUUAUCUCACACAGAAACACCAAAACCAAUCUAAGAAGAGUCUUUUCCCUUCCUGUUAUAGUUCUGAAAAUGGCUUCAGUUCAGGACAUUUUCAAGACGGUCCUCAGUGAAUUGGAGUGAAUAGAGCUAAACUUUGAAAAUAACUAUUUACAGUGUUUACACCAUCUUCUAAACAAAAAAGUCUAUCCUAGCUUUUAUUUUUUAAAAAGUCAUAUUUUUAUGGCCAAAUUGAAAUGAAACUAUACAGAACGUCAUUCUGUUUCUCUCACAGGAGUUACAAUUUUAUCCAUAAAACACUUUCAUUCUGCUAAUUGACACUGAUUGGUCCUUGAACGUCUUAAGACAGCACAUAGUCUUCAUUCAUGUUUGCUUACUUAUGAUUAUUUUUGAAUUUUCAAAAGUGCCUGUUUUGUAAUGAGUUUCCAAAUAAUACUUAGCAUAAAAAGUUAUGAAAUUUAUGUUUGGUCUGUUAUUUCUUUGUUGUAACAAUGUUUCUUGGCAAUAAAUUGUAUAUUAUUGGAAA